UUGGGGCAGUCCGUAUGGCUUCACCGCGACCAAAUAAUGUGGAGAGUCUCGUGGGGCAUUCCGGGCGGCCGUCCUCGGAGCUUCUUUGCCCCUCUCGGGAGUCAGGACUACGUACGGAGUGUGUUGGAGGCAAUGACAAUGAACGCUCGCCCCUCUUUGCCUCUGGGUCGACUUUCUUCUGUCACAUUUUCUCUUCUUUCCUUCUGAUCCUCCUUGAGACCCUCAAUUAAGGACCUUCAGAAUAAUCAUCAUGUCGCUUCACCGCAACCCUCCCUUCCGUGCUGAGCACCUUGGCUCGCUGCUCCGGACUGAUGAGCUCUUGAACACCAAGACCGCCUUUGAGCAGGGCAAGAUCCCCGAGUCGCAGCUUAUUGCUAUCGAGGACAAGGACAUCAAGGAGGUUGUCGACGCCCAGAAGCAGCUCGGAUACCCUGGUGUCUCCGAUGGGGAAUACCGCAGACACAUGUUCUGGGGCUCCUUCUUCCCCGGUCUGGAGGGAUUCGAAGAGGUCAACGAGGUCGACGCCGAUGUCUUCCGUAACUACGCUCCCGAUGUCGCCGCUUUCCUCGAGGCCGGCCACAAGCCCGGCGAGAGCGUGAUCUGCACCGGCAAGAUCAAGCACGUUGGUAGCACCUAUGUCGACCAGUUCAAAUACCUCGCCAGCCUUGUUCCCGCCGAGGAGGUCAAGAACGUCAAGAUCACCCUUGCCGCCCCUAACUGGUACCACCUGCGGUACAAGGAGGGCAAGGCCUACCCCGCCGAUGUGUACAGUUCGGACGUCGAGUACUUUGCCGAUAUCGCCAAGGCUUGCCAGGAUGAGCUGCAGGUUCUGUACAACGCUGGCUGCAGGAACGUCCAAUACGACGACCCCAACUUGGCUUACUUCUGCUCCGACAAGAUGCUCGAGGGCUGGAAGGAAGACCCCCUCAACAACCAAACCCCCGACGAGCUCUUCACCAAGUACAUCAAGCUGUACAAUGACGCGCUCUCCAAGCGCCCCGCCGACUUCCACAUCGGCAUUCACAUCUGCCGCGGCAACUUCGUCGGCUCGCGCCACUUCUCCGAAGGCGGCUACGACCGCAUCGCCACCAAGCUCUUCAAGGAACUCAACGUCGACACCUACUACCUCGAGUACGACACCGCGCGUGCCGGCGGCUUCCAGCCCCUCAAGGAACUGCCCCGUAACAAGAACGUUAUUCUGGGCGUUGUCACCUCCAAGUUCCCUGAGCUCGAGGAUAAGGAGGAGAUGAAGCAGCGGGUGUAUGAGGCUGCGAAGUUCAUUGCUGAGGGUAAUGGGAUUUCUGUUGAGGAGGCGUUGAAGCAGUGCGGUGUUAGCCCGCAGUGUGGGUUUGCUAGUCACCGUGAGGGUAAUGCUAUUGAUCGCCAGGGGAUGAUUAACAAGUUGAAGUUGUUAACGAAUUGAUUGUUAAACGUGAUACAUGACAUACGAAGUAUAUAUAAGGCCGGGUACCUUGUGGAUGAUCUACGUUCCCCAAGUCAAUAAUUAAACCCGUUCAUUCAAACUAGUCUAAUCAUUCUAUCAACUCCAUUACUCCCCCGGUCCCAGAAUAUUCGCCUCACUAAUCGCAGAUCUCUUGUGCGUCUUGUUGUUCUCAAUCUAUCACCAAAGUCAGCUUCUCCCCCUCCCCCUUUUGUUUUCCUCCUCUAGACAAAGCGUACCUCAUAUCUAGGAUGCUCCUCUGAAGCAUGAACGUUCCGGUGCGUCAUGU
Messenger RNA from Aspergillus glaucus CBS 516.65, 1730 nucleotides. RefSeq names its product cobalamin-independent methionine synthase II family protein. The coding region runs from base 251 to 1423 and encodes 390 amino acids. The record is from RefSeq and is a predicted model, not a curated record. Lineage: Eukaryota; Fungi; Ascomycota; Eurotiomycetes; Eurotiales; Aspergillaceae. Gene Ontology annotation, molecular function: zinc ion binding; 5-methyltetrahydropteroyltriglutamate-homocysteine S-methyltransferase activity. The transcript is spliced from 6 exons.